This is a messenger RNA of Cherax quadricarinatus, 1997 nucleotides long. RefSeq lists its product as uncharacterized. Lineage: Eukaryota; Metazoa; Arthropoda; Malacostraca; Decapoda; Parastacidae. The record is from RefSeq and is a predicted model, not a curated record.
CCAGGCGGAGUGCUCAGUAGUAAUUCAGAACUCAGUGGGGGUGUUCAUACGUUCAGUUCUGGCUUCUUAACACGUGUGUAUACAAUGAAUGUGUUAAAUACUUUGGAUAUUAGAAGAGAAUACCUGUGGAUAAUACUCUUCUGCACCACCCUGACUGGGGCGUCUGUGUGUGAAGUGAAUGCCACAUCAAAGACUGACCCAGAUGUCAGUGGGGUCAGCAUCAGCAAGGGCGAUACUUUCCUGAUAUGUCCUGGGACACAUGAUCCAGCCAACCACACAGCUUGCUGCUACACUGCUGAAGGAGACACUGACGACCUCCAGGAAGAUGUACAGGAUUACCCUAGGUGUUGUGUCCCGACUUCACCACCUGUAGGAAUCUUCUACAUUGAUGAUCAGUUAGCUAUGAUCAUUGCUCUGAGUGUGACAGCAGUAUGCGUCAUUUUAACCAUCAUCAUCAUUGUAUGUUGCUUCUGGUCAAGAUGUCCACUUUACUCGGCCUGCAGGAUACGCUACCACCAAGAUGAUAUUAUUGCCUAUGCUUCCAAAGAUGAAGAGACUGCUGGCCUUAAUGACAUGCCUCCAGAAGAAACCAAAGGUGUCUCCAUAUACUCUCCAAAUUCUAUGAAGGUCACUCUCAAGAAUGACAUAUAGUGACUCCUUCACUAUCACUUCCAUAUAGUGAGCCUUACAGCAUUUUUCCAGCAUACUGAGUCAUUAAGAAAAACUUCAGCAUAACUUCUGCAGCAAAAUUAAGUAUAGCUACUACUGUUGCAUCAUUUCCCAUCACUGUAUAAAGAUUUUUAAUUUAUAUGGUGAUGACUUGGUAGUUUCUUUGUAAGUGUCAAAUGAGGCAGGUUGUGAUGGCAGUGUAUAUCUGUAGGCUGCUGGAGGCAACAGCCUGGUUGAUCAGGCAGUCAGCAAGGAAAUCUGGCCUCAGGACAGUCUGCAUGGGCUGAUGAGCCCUCAAAAUCAGUCACAGGUAUAUCACAGCAUUUAUCCAGUUUGAUUUAUCCAUAUUGAUUUUCAGUGUGUGAGAAGAUUUCAGAAUAAUGACUAGACCUUAGCACUGCAAUAGAUACAGUGCUACUGUAGCAAUACUAUAGCACUAUUACUUCAAUAAAUACAGUGCUGUGGUAGCAAUACCGUAGUGUUAUAUCAUUGCAAUAGAUAAUACUUUUGUAGCAUUUUUUUAGAAGUUGAGCACAAAUUGCACACAAAUUAUUAUUUAUUUCUUGAAACAUGUUUUAUAGGCAUCAGUUCUAUAUUCCAAAUUUACAAGACCAGGCAAGGCCUGGUCACAGACCGGGCCAUGGGGGCAUUGACCCCCAAAACCCUCUCCAGGUAUCUCUAGGUAGUAACCAUUUUAUUAUAUACUGUAUUUAAGUGAUAUUUAUUGAAAUUGUAGCCUGUAUAGUAGUCAUGAACUUCCUUAAAAAUCAAAGAAAUUAUUUUAAAAUUGUUAAUGUUUUUAUUUGUGGAUGCUGUUUUACAUUGUUAUUGAAUUAAAAUUUGGAUUUUUGGUCUCUGAAUUAAACCCUGUUUAGGGUAUGUCCGUAGGUUUCACUCAAGUAACAUAUAUGGACAACGAAACGCUUGAAAAACGUUAGUUUCUGAGUUGCACCAAAUCUAUUUCUAGAUGAGUACUACUUUCAGGUACCUUUUUUGGCAUCUACUGUUUAAUUAUUUGGUUAUCCUAUAUAUAAUAUUUCAAAAGCUAUUUUUUGGUUAAUAUAAUAUUUAUGUUAAGUUAAUAGAGCUGUGUAUAAUGUAAUGUUAAAAACUUCCAUUGACGUAUUCAGCUUUCAGCUCACAACUGAAAGUAUCUGAGGUCGCACCCUGGGCACGAUGAAUGGACAAGUUUAUUUAUUUAUUUAGUCAUAUCCAUGGGGAAUAGGACCUAUAAAGGACCCAACAAAAAUAAGCCACAGUGUUACCCUAAGUUAUUAAUCCUCUGGGAUAAUCCAGAAGCCUCACUAUGGUUUCAAAACAAAUAGUAG